Molecule: messenger RNA, 2539 nt
Organism: Trichomycterus rosablanca
Lineage: Eukaryota; Metazoa; Chordata; Actinopteri; Siluriformes; Trichomycteridae
Product: serine/threonine-protein kinase NIM1-like
Exons: 15
Coding region: 1-1737 (578 amino acids)
Biological process (GO): negative regulation of apoptotic process; protein autophosphorylation; regulation of mitotic cell cycle
Cellular component (GO): cytoplasm
Molecular function (GO): ATP binding; protein serine/threonine kinase activity
Source: RefSeq, a predicted model, not a curated record
AUGGCUGCUUCUCUGAGACAGAGGUUUCUGCGUGUGCUGUGUUGCGGGGCGCCUCCCCGGGUGUCCUCCGGGGGCGACCCGGGUCACGGGGGUGGCACAGGGGCCCAGGAAGCGCUCCUGAUGGAGGGGUUUCUGUUUAAGAGGACCAGGAGUGUGUUUAAAACCUGGAACAGGCGGUGGUUCAUCAUACAAAACGAUCAGCUUCUAUACAAGAAGAGGUUUAAGCGUGACUUCACGGUGCUGGCGGAAGACCUGCAGCUCUGUUCGGUCCAGAGCUGCAAGGACGCCGGGCGACGCUUCUGCUUCCGGGUGGUCACGCCCACAAGGAGCUGUACGUUCCAGGCCGACUGUGAGGCAGGUAGACGGGCGUGGAUCAGCGCCAUUCAGAACCUGACUGAGAGAGAAGAAGGAACAGUCGAGAGCGAGAAGGGGUACGAGGACGAUUCGAAAUCAGGCUCCAGUGAGACGUUAUUGGACAGGGAGAUUCAGUUGGAGGACUCACAGGAACCGCGGGCGUCUUCUGAAGCUCCAGGUGGGAUCAGUUCUAGAGAAAUCGUCUGUGAUGCUCCCAAUAACAAGGAUGCUGAAGAAGAACCCACUGAAGGAGACCCCGGUAAAGGAGAAACUGAUAAAGGAGAAACCACUAAAGGAGAACCCACUGAAGGAGACCCCGCUAAAGAAGAAACUGCUAAAGGAGAACCCACUGAAGGAGACCCCGCUAAAGAAGAAACUGCUAAAGGAGAACCCACUGAAGGAGAACCCGCUAAAGAAGAAACUGCUAAAGGAGAACCCACGGAAGGAGACCCCGCUAAAGAAGAAACUGCUAAAGGACAACCCGCUGAAGGAGAACCCACUGAAAGAGAACCCGGUGAAGGAGAAACCGCUAAAGGAGAAACCGCCGAUGGAGGACGUGAAGAGGAGAAGACGACCGACACGAACCCGGACAGCUUUGAGAGCCGAUACACCGUCGGAGAGCUGCUGGGAAAGGGAGGCUGCGGUUCGGUCUACGAAGGCGUCCGUAAGGUGGACGGGAACCAGGUUGCCAUCAAAUACGUGGUGAAGGAUGAGCACCUCAGAUUUACCAGGAUUCCCGGCGAGACAGAGUUGCUCCCCGUCGAGGUGGCCCUGAUGCGCAUGGUGUCCAGGCCACCCAUCAGCCCGUACGUGCUGAAGCUCCUGGAGUGGUUCGACACGCCCGAGCGCUGCGUCCUGAUUCUGGAGUGCCCCGUCCCCUGCGUAGACCUCUACCAGCUGAUGCUCGAGAAGGGCAGGCUGAGGAUGCCAUUCGCCCGGCACGUCAUGCGGCGGGUUGUCCUGGCGGUGCUCCACUGCCGCGACCGCGGGGUCCUGCACAGGGACAUUAAGCUCCAGAACAUCCUUCUGAACACAGAGACGCUGGAGGUGAAGCUGAUAGACUUCGGAUGCGGUGACCUGUUGAAGGAUACUCCGUACUACACGUAUUCAGGCACGUGGGUAUACUCGCCACCCGAGUGGAUAACCAAGAAGAAGUACUAUGGCUGCCCUGCGACAGUCUGGAGUCUGGGCAUACUGCUGUUUUUCUUGGUUUGUGGACACCUGCCAUUUCGGUCUAAGAAGGAGAUCACCAAAGGGCAUCUAGUGUUCAAACCUGGUGUGUCUCAUGCCUGCUGCCAUCUGAUCGAACAAUGCCUCAAGAAGAAGCCCAGCAAGCGCCUCACCCUCGGGCAGAUCCUCCUGCACGGGUGGUUCCAUGAGUAGCCUGAAGACUAGGUCCAGACGGUGUAGAUCUUUACACUCGUACUGGCGGCUGCAAAAAAGAGGGAUCUGCGAGUCUUCCAGCGAAGGUACGACUGGCUGAUACAGAUGCUGGAGAAUCGGACUAAUCGGAUGUGGGCCGAAGUGGAGCUGACACAGAUCGGGAUCCAACAUGUCAACUUUAUGGACAUCGUCUUUGAGCUGGUGCUGCUUCUGGGAAGAGCGAGGAUGCAUCAGAUUAUUUCAUUGACGCAGUACCAGAGACGAAGGCUCUUUCUGGACCGGCUGAUUGCUCUCAUCUAUUCGUGUGUUACGCCCAGAAGGACUGAACGGCAGUACACGGAGCGUUAUUUAUUCCAUCUUCAGACUGAGAUGCUGAGCUUCCUGGAUGAAAUCUUCACUCUGGACGAGUCUUUGUACGCAAAACCUGAAGCCCUGGCUGCUGCACUGGAGACGCUUUUAUGGCGGAGCCUCCGACGGUUUCAUGAAAGGCUGGAAACAGAGGAUAUCUAAAGGCCAACCCUGAUUAGAACCUUUAUUUAACUGUCAGGGAUGCAGGUCUGGUGGUUGACGUGUUUUUCAUGUGUGUUCACAGUUUGUAUACCUGUGGAGGUGCGUCAGGACCCAAGACAUGGGAGACGUGUGAAGAUACCACCGAUGUGGAAGCGUGUAUUGGAUUUCUGAUAGACGCGCUGCCAUUAGGACAACGUCUUUACAUCAGGACAACGCCCGUAUGACUUUGUGGACCAGAUCCAGAUGUGUAAAAAGCUGAUGUUCUGUAAAAAUUUUAUAAAAAAAGAAGGAA